AUGAGGUGGUUCCUGCCCUGGACGCUGGCAGCAGUGACAGCAGCAGCCGCCAGCAGCAUCUUAGCCAUGCAGGCCCUUUCUCCAGAGCCCACGACCAUGACCUUCACCCCAGCACCACCGGAGGACACAUCCUCACAUCCCCAAUUCUGCAAGUGGCCAUGCGAGUGCCCAGCAUCCCCGCCCCGCUGCCCAUUGGGGGUCAGCCUCAUCACAGAUGGCUGUGAGUGCUGUAAGAUGUGUGCCCAGCAGCUCGGGGACAACUGCACAGAGGCAGCUGUCUGUGACCCCCACAGGGGCCUCUACUGUGACUACAGUGGGGACCGCCCGAGGUACGCAAUAGGAGUGUGUGCACAGGUGGUUGGCGUGGGCUGUGUGCUGGACGGGGUGCGCUACAACAACGGCCAGUCCUUCCAGCCCAACUGCAAGUACAACUGCACAUGCAUCGACGGCGCAGUGGGCUGCACGCCGCUGUGCCUCCGGGCACGGCCCCCGCGCCUCUGGUGCCACCACCCACGGCGCGUGAGCGUGCCUGGCCGCUGCUGUGAGCAGUGGGUCUGUGACGACAACGCCAGGAAGCCACGCAAAACUGCGCCUCGUGAUACGGACGCCUUAGUGGCUGCAGACGACGUGGAGCCAUGGCACAGGAACUGCAUUGCUUACACAAGCCCCUGGAGCCCCUGCUCCACCAGCUGCGGCCUGGGGGUCUCCACACGGAUCUCCAACGCCAACGCCUGGUGCCGGCCUGAGCAACAGAGCCGCCUCUGCAACCUGCGGCCGUGUGAGGUGGAUGUCCGUCCACUCAUCAAGGCUGAGAAGAAGUGCUUGGCUGUAUACCAGCCAGAGGUGCCCAUGAACUUCACCCUUGCAGGCUGCGUCAGCACACGCUCCUACCAACCCAAGUACUGUGGGGCCUGCACAGACAACAGGUGCUGCAUCCCCUACAAGUCCAAGACCAUUGACGUCUUUUUCCAAUGCCCCGAUGGGCCAGGUUUCUCCCGCCAGGUCCUGUGGAUCAAUGCCUGCUUCUGCAACCUCAGCUGUAGGAAUCCCAAUGACAUCUUUGCUGACUUAGAACCCUACCCUGACUUCUCAGAAAUUGCCGAUUAG
Otolemur garnettii (small-eared galago) is the source of this 1107-nucleotide messenger RNA. It is a transcript of the gene CCN4, whose product is annotated as WNT1 inducible signaling pathway protein 1. The coding region runs from base 1 to 1107 and encodes 368 amino acids. The transcript has 5 exons. Gene Ontology annotation, molecular function: integrin binding; heparin binding. Gene Ontology annotation, cellular component: extracellular matrix; extracellular region. Lineage: Eukaryota; Metazoa; Chordata; Mammalia; Primates; Galagidae. Gene Ontology annotation, biological process: cell adhesion; signal transduction. The record is from RefSeq and is a predicted model, not a curated record.